Molecule: messenger RNA, 775 nt
Organism: Cryptococcus amylolentus CBS 6039
Lineage: Eukaryota; Fungi; Basidiomycota; Tremellomycetes; Tremellales; Cryptococcaceae
Product: ribosomal protein L32
Exons: 3
Coding region: 95-544 (149 amino acids)
Biological process (GO): translation
Cellular component (GO): mitochondrial large ribosomal subunit
Molecular function (GO): structural constituent of ribosome
Source: RefSeq, a predicted model, not a curated record
CACAUCUCAGAAAUCAUCCGCAUUCUCCUUCAUAGCUACUUUCCCACUCCAUCACCCUUACCUCAAGUGCUACCGCCAUUGGCUUCACCUCACAAUGGCCGCCAUCCCAAUCGCCAGUCGAUCAAUUGCCACCCCCGUCUUCUCCCUUCGCUCCUUUCUCCCAAUCGCCCGACCAUCCUGGUCAACUCCCUGCGAAGCUUCAUCUAGUUCCGUCCCCUCUAGAGUGUCAUCCAGCCUCACUCUCGCAAACCCCCCUCUGUCCAUGCCUUCUUGGACCUCGCUGUUCCCCUCCUUCUCCCUCGGUUCCCUGCUCGAGCUCAUCCCUCCAAUCGUGUGGGCAAGUGUCCCGAAGAAGAAGACCUCUCACGGAAAGAAGAGCGCGAGAUCUGCCAACAAGGGCUUGAAGAACAGGACGAACAUCUCUCAGUGCCCGGCGUGUGGCUCUGUCAAGUUGACACAUCACGUUUGUCCCACCUGUUAUUCCCAGAUAUCCCGAAAAUGGAAAGAAGAAGCUCGAAAGCAACUUCAGCUAGGGGCUCAGUGAUGCUGGUAUAACAUGUAUCAUGAUAUCAUAAACUCUCUAGCAGGAUCGGAUAGGCUCAGAUGCUCGCUCUAGUCAUGUGCACACCUUAUGAGCCUACAUAUUCGUAGGGUUCGCAGACGCUCGUGUUGAAUUCUGUCCGCGUAUACGGACAUGCCUUGUCUAAACAGAGGUAAUAGUCAACGUUCACUUCAAAUUGAUUCGGGUAUUCUUGAUGCAUAAGUCACUCUGUCG